UGAGCCAGGAGAAGAUGGAGGUGGAGCCUGGCCAGACACUCUCAGUGUCCUGUAACGUCUCAGGACACCCUAUGCCCGCGCUGCAGUGGGUCAGGAAGACCAACAAUGACCACCUCGUAAAAGUAGACGCUGGUGGAGGUCGAGUGAGAAUGGAGGAUGGCUAUGUCCUGGUCAUUGACAAUGUGACACCCUCUGAUGGAGGUCUAUACAGCUGCAUGGCUAUCAGUCCUGUUGGCAACACCUCCACAGACUUCAGCCUGCAGACCUGGCCAGGUAAAGCAUCCCAGGUGAGUGGCACCCCAGGGCCCACGUCGGUCCACUUCACCCUGGGGGCUUCCCUGGUGGACGGGGGCUCUCCCAUCACCAACUUCAUCCUCCAGUGGAAGACAGGAAGUGAGAACAAUUGGCAGGAGAGAGUCAUCCAGUCCACAGACCCCCUGGUGAUCACACAUCUGUUUCCCUACACCUCCUACUCUGUCCGAUUUGCCCCUCGGAACAACCUGGGACAGGGAGGUUUCUCAGACGAGCUCACCGUCCGCACACAGGGCAUACGGGAACCAGACAGCCCGGUCCUGGUGGCCAGCGAGGGGAAGGUUGAGGGCAAUAUGUUCUCAAUCCCUUUAACGCAGUUGGACAACGGAGGCUCCCCCAUUAUCCACUACAUUGUCCGCUACAGAGUGAAUAAGGUGGACGAGGACUGGAGGCAGAAGGACCUGCCAUCCAACUCGACAGUGAUCAACCUCCAUGACCUGCAGUAUAAUUCAGACUACCACAUGGAGGUGCUAGCCGUCAACCCCAACGGCUCCUCCAGCCCCGCCAAGCUCAACUUCAACAUCCCACAGCCUGUAGCCAAGAUGAAUCAGGGUGGGAUGGGGAAAGGGGCUGUGGCAGGCAUUGUCAUGCUCAUCUUCUUGGUGCUACUGAUCGCCGUGGACACCACCUGUUGCUAUACCAACCGCUGCGGCAUGUUGAUGUUCCUGGCUGUCAAGCUGUUUGGGAAGAAGGUCCCUGGGAUGAAGACUGUGGAGGAGGGUGAUGGCAUCUCUAAUGGAGACUUGAAGUUGAAUGGGCUAGGCAUACCGAGGGAUAGCAUCCCAAAACUGCAGACACAAAAUGUGGCAAAGAAUGGGUUGCAGGCGGAGGUCACAUGCGACAAAGCGCCCCUCACCAAAUUCGAGAAAACGUCCCCCAAUGGAGAUCCAGCCACAGAGGCCUGAGUUACUGAACAGGAAGUGACAUCAUAGUAUCUGAAGAAUGGAACCAGUAAAUGCCAAAGUUGAAAGGAGGAAGUAUUGUGAGUUGGGGGUCUUAGUUAAAUGUUUUUUGAGAGUUCCCAGGACAGUCCAAGUUGAGAAAGAAAAAGGAUUAGGAAAGUUAUCU
Messenger RNA from Coregonus clupeaformis (lake whitefish), 1380 nucleotides. Its product is annotated as neural cell adhesion molecule 1-like. The record is from RefSeq and is a predicted model, not a curated record. The transcript has 9 exons. Gene Ontology annotation, biological process: cell-cell adhesion. Lineage: Eukaryota; Metazoa; Chordata; Actinopteri; Salmoniformes; Salmonidae. Gene Ontology annotation, molecular function: protein binding. The coding region runs from base 15 to 1217 and encodes 400 amino acids.